AUGGAUCCUCCUAAGCCGUUCAUGGAAAUCGACACCCCCGAGUCUCCCAGCCCAGAGCAGCGAAAGAUCUUGGAACUCGAGCAGCGCCUGAGAGUAGCAACCCAGAAAGUGCAGGAUCUGGAGGAUGACGCAAAAGCUCACACAGAAGAGCUCGUCGUAGCCAGAAGCCAGGCUAGGAUCGACAUCGACCAGGAGGUUAUCAGACUCCAGCAAGAACUCGAGACACUAGGGGAGCACGAGGACCGCCUUAUUCGUGAGCUGGUGGCCUCAGAAUCCAAGCUCAAGGGCCUGAAGACCACAGAGCGGGAGCUGAAAAAGCGGCUCUCGCAUUUUCAUACCAUCUACUGCUUGAAGCAUGCAUACAAGGACCACCUCAAGAAGAUGAACUACAUAAAGCAGGGCGUUGCAAAGCGCCUCCAUGAAAAGUUUCUGGAGACCGAGGCCAAAUACAUGGAGGCGGCAUUCGAGCUAUACGAAUACCUCGAGGACAACGGUCUUCAAGACACGAUCCCACCGGACGUGAAGGCCUGGCUGGCCCAGUCUAAGAGGAGCAAGGGUUGA
Molecule: messenger RNA, 561 nt
Organism: Diaporthe citri
Lineage: Eukaryota; Fungi; Ascomycota; Sordariomycetes; Diaporthales; Diaporthaceae
Exons: 2
Coding region: 1-561 (186 amino acids)
Source: RefSeq, a predicted model, not a curated record